Messenger RNA from Thermothielavioides terrestris NRRL 8126, 1646 nucleotides. RefSeq lists its product as uncharacterized. The record is from RefSeq and is a predicted model, not a curated record. NCBI's taxonomy places the organism in Eukaryota, Fungi, Ascomycota, Sordariomycetes, Sordariales, Chaetomiaceae. The transcript has a single exon. The coding region runs from base 293 to 1159 and encodes 288 amino acids.
CGACCAGGUCAUUUCAAACUCGACCAGACUACUUCUCAGGCCAGCUUCGCAUCUUCUUUGCUUGCACAGAGUCUUCACUUCCCCAGACUCCGCAGACCUACAAAGUACAUGGUCCUUUGCCCAAGUCCUGGUUGCCGCUUCCCAACCACACCCCACCCCCGCCCAGGACCUACACGCCCUGAGCCUGCCUAAUUCGGCGAUUCCGCAUUCGGCGUUCGUGCCUUGACUCACCGGGAGGAAAACGCCAUAGCACAUCAAAUAUUUGGCAGCCUGCUUUCCAGACCUGCCCAAAAUGUCUUCUCCUCUCCCCAUCACAUCAGCAAGAAACACACAACAUCCGAGGCCAUUGGGCUCGUCGCCGGCGUCCUUUGCUCCAGCUGCAUCCCCAUUGAGGCCCAGAGCGAACAAGAAGAUGUCGAUCGCCCAGACCUACUUCCUCGCACACAAGGCCCGGGCGAAGCUGUCGUCCGAGGCUGCCCGGCCCGACCACAACCUGCGCCUGCUCGUCGGGCACGCCAACCUUCUCGACUCGCUGAUGCUGGAGCUCGCCGACGCCGAGAGGGAACAAGAAUCGUGGUUCAACCAAUCCGUCCGGGGUGCCUCCCGCAGCACCAGCGAGGAGAGGCACAUCCAGUGGGCCGACACCAUCGCCGAGGAGCCGGAGCACGACUGGCAGGCCGAGGACGCCGAGUCGGACUCGGAUUCGAGCUCGUCCGACUCAGACUCUGACAGCGACUUCGACGACGACGAGGAGGACGUCGAGAUGGCAGACGCCGUCUCGCUGAGGAGGAUACCUUCACACACGAUGCUGCCGCACAAGGCGGCAUACGGGUACCGCGACGAGGAGGAAGACUACGACAUGGAUGAUAGCGAGGAGGACUACGCGCAGCUGGCGCUGCAUCGGAGCCCAUCACACUCGGCCUCGUCGUCACCACCGGAGCUCGACGACGACUCAGACUCCACAGAAGACGAGUCGAUGCCACCAUCACCGCCCACAACGCUCCUCCCGACAUUCGAGGAGCCGCAGAAGGGGGGGAGCCACACCGCGACAACAACAACAACAACAGACCUCGGCGACAAGACCGCUUUCUACGAGGAGGGCUACUACCUCCCGCCACGAAAUCCGGCGAGACUGGUCUCGGCGAUAUCCGUCUACUAAGCGGGCCUUUGCUUUGCGGUCAUGAUUGUCAUUGUCUUGCUUAUCCUUCUGCAUUGGGCCGGCGUUUUCUUUUUUACGAAUGAUACCAAGCGACGCACACGGGUGGUGCCGAGGGACGAAAAGUUUGCUUUGGGAAUUGGGGUUCAGGGACGACAACGUCAUUGUGUCUGAGUUUUUUUCCACACACCACUCAAUGUCUAAUUGGGUGACGGAUGACACGGUUGGAGCUUGGGAUUGGAAUCGAAGGGGACCUCGGGCCCUUGGAGGAAUUGUACACAUGCACACACUGGUUUCCUUGUCGUGGAGGAGAGAUUCACUACUGCAUCAUAUUCUUGUCAUCACACAAACGCCUUUCCCGCUCCCUACCGCCACAGCUGCGGUCCAGGUUAGAGUGGGAAAAGCUUGGAAAAGCUUCGAAUGGCCCCCGCGCGGAGCCUUCACUUCUGGAUAGGUAGCUCUCAUCAAAAAAUGAAGCCGACUUAACCAG